AUGUUCUGUAUUUGAUAAUGUGGAAGAAAAAGGGAGAAAUUAUUUUACGAAGUCAACCAUACUCCUCUCUUCUCCUGAACGAGUUUAAUCACAUCAGAUGCUGUUUCUGCUUUCUCCCAUUUAAUACAGGACCUCGCAGAAAAUGCCGCAAAGAAGGGUGUGUAUACAAUGGUGAAUAUUGUUCUGUAACCUGCGCAAACUCAGAUAAAUUACACUCAUUAGAGUGUGAUUUGUUAGCAAAUGCUGGGGAGUUAAUGGAAGAUUUUACACAUUUUAUUCUUAGGACGUGGCUCAAGCAGAAUCAGGAUUAUAAGGAAGACGACAUUACAUCUGAAAUAGUACCUGGCAGAAACAAACCAAGAACAUUCGAGGAGUUUUUAACACAUGAAGCAGAUCUAACCAAUAAUACAAAGAAAAUGGGCCAUAUUCUAGAUCAUUACAAAAUUCUGCAGAAUUAUUUAAUGGACGAUGGACCCUCAUUGAACGAAUUUAUCCAGCUGUACGGCCGAAUUGUGAUAAAUGAUUUUGCUUUAUGGGACGAGACAGGAGAAACAUAUGGGUAAAAAUUCAUGUUGA
Eurytemora carolleeae is the source of this 576-nucleotide messenger RNA. RefSeq lists its product as uncharacterized. Bases 18 to 563 code for a protein of 181 amino acids. Gene Ontology annotation, cellular component: nucleus. Lineage: Eukaryota; Metazoa; Arthropoda; Copepoda; Calanoida; Temoridae. The record is from RefSeq and is a predicted model, not a curated record. The transcript is spliced from 6 exons.